Messenger RNA from Durotheca rogersii, 990 nucleotides. RefSeq lists its product as uncharacterized. The coding region runs from base 1 to 990 and encodes 329 amino acids. Lineage: Eukaryota; Fungi; Ascomycota; Sordariomycetes; Xylariales; Xylariaceae. The record is from RefSeq and is a predicted model, not a curated record. The transcript is spliced from 3 exons.
AUGGGCUCCAUCACCAGCGUCUUGACCCAAUUCUACCCGCCUAAGGCCGCCUUCACGGAGCAGGAUGUGCCUGAUCUUAGUGGAAAGGUCUACAUAGUCACCGGGUCCAACACGGGCAUCGGGAAGGGCUUGGCCGGCAUACUCUACUCGCGUAAUGCAAAGGUUUACGUCGCCGCCCGGUCGGAGCAGCGGGCCGAGGCCGCCAUCGCAGAGCUCAAGGCCGCCUCGCCCUCGUCGACUGGGUCCUUGACCUUCCUGCACCUGGACCUCGCUGACCUCAGCGGGAUCAAGGCCUCGGUGGACGCCUUCCUCGCUCGCGAGAAGAAGCUGCACGUGCUGUUCGACAACGCGGGCGUCAUGAACGUCGCGUCGGGGCAGGAGGACGCUCGGACGCCGCAGGGCCACGAGAUCCACAUCGGCGUCAACUGCCUGGGCACCUUUCUGUUCACGAAGCUGUUGACUCCGGUGCUAACCGCGACGGCGGCGGCCGAGCCGGCGGGGUCCGUCCGCGUCGUCUGGCUGUCGUCGACGAUCGACGUAGCCGCAGAGAAGAACGUGGGCUUCGACCUCGGCAACCUCGACUACCGCGUCCCGAAGCCGGCCAUGAUCCGCUACGGCUACAGCAAGGUCGGCAACUACUACCAGGGCGUUGAGUACGCCCGCCGCGUCCGCGACGCUGGUAUCGUCAGCGUUGUCGCUAACCCGGGUAACCUCGCCUCCGACCUCUACCGCGAGCAUGGCACCGCCUUCAAGUUCGUCACCAAGCUCAUCACCCACCCGCCCAUCAACGGCUCAUACACCAUGCUCUACGCAGGCUUGUCUCCCGAAGUCACCUUAGAAAAUACCGGUAGCUUCAUCAUCCCCUUUGGCCGGAUACACCCUCCUCGAAAGGACUUGGAGCUGGCGGCCAAGCCAGUCUCGGAGGGAGGCAACGGGACGGGGCCCAAGUUCUGGGAGUGGUGCGAGGAGCAGGUCAAGGCAUUUGUUUAA